AAGUGUCCUGGGGUCCAUGGUCAAACAGAGGGCAUGGAACCACCACAUUUAUCACACUGGAUCUGUUGAAUUUAAAAAUGAAUUCAUGAUUUAUUCAUGCACAUGAUUUUGUCAGUUGGUAGCAAUACUUAAGUUUAACUGGUAUAUCACAAGCGUCUGUGAAGUUACUUAAGAAAAGUAGUGCAUUACAUAUAACUCAUGGAGGAAUAAGUGCUGUUAUCUAUUGGGGUAAUAUUAUUACAGUAACUUAGUAAGUUGCUACCAACACUGUAUGUCACAUCACGAUUCCACAUUGAACUGCUGCUCACAACAACUCACCCAGUCUGUGUUGGCAGGUGCUUCUCCAGGGGGCCUGUUAGCUCCACACAUUGAACAUGUCUCUUCAUCGAAGAGUCACCUUCGAUGAAGAGACAUGGGGCCUCAAGGACUUGGAGACCCAUAUUCCUCCUAGAUUCUCCCAUGGCUUUCUUGGAGGUUUCAAAUUGCAUUUGGGGCAACUGAGGGAAGGCUUCCAUUACUAAAUGUCAUUUGAAAAACGUACACAUGCACAUGCUCCCCCCGCGACCCGACCCCGGAUAAGCGGACGAAGAUGAGAUGAGACGUAGGCUGCGUUCAUUAAGUGAUGAUUUAAAGUGAUGUAGUCAUCGAGACAGAAUUUCCCAGCCCUUUUAGUUUUAUCACUUAACUAAUUAAAUGUAACCGCCUGCUUAAGCACCAGACGUAGAUAGCAACGGUGGUUGAACGGAUGGGAAAAGGGUAAUUUGCCCCAUUUGACCCUCAAUUUAACAUUUUGCCGCGCUGUGCAUUAGCGAUAGUUACUCUUCAACAACCACCAAUAAGACGCAUAUAGUCUAUUUUAGGCAGGUCCCACACUUCUUUCUCCAGGAUUUGGAUUUUUAGGCCUACAUUUUAUUUAUCAAAGGAUGAAAAACUAUUUAGAUCCUUUGUGGUAUGGUCGUCUCGUGCAGGUAUGACUCGAAGAGUGGUAAAAAAUCAACACGUGGUUUAUUCUAACAGAGACACGGUAAACGGGCUUGCGUUAUGGUGGUUCAUGAAGCAUCUCUCGAACACAGGUAAACAAACGCAUAUAUAUCGGGAGUGGGCGGAACGGUAAUUAAGCCACGCCUACAUGUUCUAAUUUACCCAGGUAAACCUUUGGUCUGUCUUGGCAAAGUGGCCAUGUUUGUAGUCUUAUCUUAUCUACAAAAUCAUUACAACCUUAUAUGGUGUUGUCCAUUAUGUGGUCGAAGAAACCAUUCAUAACUGGUUAGCUUGAAACAUUUCAUCAGAAAUAGCAGAGACUAAAAUUGUUUACAUCACAAGCUGUCAAGCCGAGAUGUACCAAACAGCUUUAAGAAAGCGCUUUUUCAGGAGUGGCAACGCUAGGGAAUAGAACAGUUGCGUGAAGUCUAGUGGGUCGGCGUGCCGCCGAGCGCUGGUGUGGGCUAGUAGGCCUACGUCCGAAAUAAUGGUGGUGUUCUUUUUGACGCGCCGCUUCGGCGCCGAUGUGUGUUGGGCUUUGGGCUCCACUAUCCUUCACACCACCGUUCUAUUCCCUAGCGUCGCCGCCCAUGAAAAAGCGCAAAUGCGUACAAUGAGAAACGGGAAAGCUUCUACGACCAAAAGGGUACGUGCCUCCGCAAAUGCCGCAAGAAAGCUGGGAGAUUGGCAGUUUACCACUAGCACGUACCGGCGUACCAUACAAAUGGAUUACACCAGACGUUAUUUGCUCUAACCAAUACGCAGGCCUUUGCCGUCUCUCGUCUCGAGCUUCUCGCUCACAACCAAUCACGUUCUUCUGGUCACUAGUUCUUAAUUGAUUUCAGCUGCGUCUCCCCCGCCUCUCCUCAUAAAGCGCCCCCACCGUGACGGAUGUUAAUCGUUUAUUUUGCGUUGGAUUGCGUGGGUUGAACAAUCCGGACAUCGUGGCCACCGACGUGGACCCCCCGCCACCGAGAACCACGCACACCGACCACCACACUGGGAAGUGUCCUCUGCUCACUGUGGAAGCAGCAUGGAAGAACUGCAGCAACUCUGAUGGAAACUACAGGACCUCCACGCUGUUGAACACAAACGGUUCUAGGCCUACUCAAACAGAGGUGGUCCCACUCGGUUAAAGAUCUCGUGGUCAAUGCGGGAGACCGCUGGACCUGGACGUCACCUUCUGCAGAUACUUCACUGCCCUCAGGAAUCCACGGAUAACUUGAAACAUGUCCGACUCCACAUGUCUGAAAAAUCCAGCAUGGAAACUUGUGGAAGGAAGAAAGGGUUCUGUUUUUGCUCAACCCAUAACCCCACUGAGCCCUUCUGUGGAAACCUGUCUGACUGACCCUACUGACUGGGGGCCUGUUGUGUGUUUGGUUGGUCUGGUAGACGGUUUGCUGCUUGUGAUCUGCAAGGUGGUCCUGGGUUAGAUGCGGUGUCUGACUUGCACACCACUCUCCCAAUUAUAUUCUUAUCUUUACUUCUUUUCUACUUUCAAUACACUUGCUGCUGCUGCUGUUGACCGCUGGUGGUGCAAUGUGUUUUUUAUUCGCCUAUGUUCUGUGGAUGAUAAUUACUGCCUGUUGGACGUUUUGCGUAUUUCAUCAAUAGCUUCGGAACUAGACGGACCUGGUAUAUAAUUUGCUCUUCAAUGAUGCGGUCAGGCGCCCCUCCGUUAUAUAAAGUUUUCUGCCUGGUACGAAAUAGACCGACCAAUCACAACCCUUUAUCUAAUGUGAGGUUGGAUAUAGCAACAUGUAGAGGUGUUUCAACAACAAAGAUGGAAGUUGGUGAACUAAAGACUGUAUAUGUUCACUAAAAGAACGAACGACUACCCUUAAAGAUUUUGAGGAAUAUGUAUUUCUCCAUCACCCGUUCCAAUGCUAUGAUUAGUCGAGGCCUAUCCAAUGGCAUAGCCGUCGACCCAUUUUAGAUCGCGCUCUUUAGACACGCCCCUUGGAAAUUGAGCAACGCACUUCAACGCAGAGGAUCCAGAAGGAUUUCACAACGAGUCCAUUGGAAGAUAUCGAGGAACAUGAACAUCACCAAUGAAGGAGAGUAACGUUUCCACUUGCUAUAGGAAUUUAGUGAAGCACUAAAUAGUUAAUAAAUGGUGACCACAUUUUAUUAUUAUUGACUCGUUGGGUAAGACUUGCUUUACUAAUAUAACCGCGUUAAAACUAUUCAUUUACUUUUCUUGUGUAGUUUCCCACUAUUCAUUAAAUGUUUUAUAGAAGUACAAAUGUGUAUAGUUCUAUUAAUUACAUUUUUAUAACAAUUAAUCAUUAUACAGGAUUUGAACAUUUUCUACCCAAGCUCAUUCUUCAUGAGUCCCAAAUGAUUUCUGAACAGUGGUUUGUUUUGGUUCAGGAGCGGCUUGUACUCCCAGAGGCUUCAACAGAGCGGGUCUGGAGCUGGGAGCUGCAGGUGGAUGUUGGCCAGGAGCCGUUCAGUCCUACAGGAACAGACGGUAGAGAUGAUGGAGGUGCUCGCCAUGAGGACCGUGGCGGUCGUCUGGAGGCGCUCGCCGUGAGGACCGUGGCGGUCGUCUGGAGGCGCUCUCCGUGGCGGUCGUCGGGAGGUGCUCGCCGUGAGGUCCAUGGCAGUCGUCUGGAGGCGCUCGCUGCAGGUGGAGGGAAGGCCGGGAGCCGUGCAGCCCAACGGAUGCAGAACGAAGGACGGAGGCGGAGGUCCUGGAGGCGGAGGCCAGCCUGGAGGCGGCGGUGGCCUGGAGGUCCUGGAGGCGUCCAACCUGGAAGGGGCGGCAUGGAGGGCCAGGUGGCGGCUCCUCAUCCAGGCCUUGAGGCGGCCAUCAUGGAGGUCCUGGAGGCAACGGCGGGCCUGGAGGCGGAGGCCAACCUGGAGGUCCUGAAGUCGGUGGGCCUGUAGGCGGCGGCAGCGGCCAUCCUGGAGGCGGACUACCUGGAGGUCCUGGAGGCGGAUUGUGGAGACCAUCCUGGAGGGCCUGGAGGUGGCGUCCACAUGGCGGUGGCCAACCUGGAGGGCCUGGA
Messenger RNA from Gadus chalcogrammus (walleye pollock), 3995 nucleotides. RefSeq lists its product as uncharacterized. The transcript has 5 exons. Lineage: Eukaryota; Metazoa; Chordata; Actinopteri; Gadiformes; Gadidae. The record is from RefSeq and is a predicted model, not a curated record. The coding region runs from base 3208 to 3873 and encodes 221 amino acids.